UGCUCCUUCGGUUCCAAGACAAAGAAAACUCUCAACUUUAUAAUAUCAUUAAUUAAAUGAAGAAAAAGCAAAGUUUUUCAUCCAUUUUUUGUCAGAAUAUAUCAUCUGGCUGCUGGACAAUGAACAACGACAUCACCACAGCUGCUGCUACUUCUUCUUUGCCAACCUCGAGAUCUUGGUCUCUGUCUUCCCUAUCUUUUUUUCCCACCGGACCCAUUUUCAGACUCGGCCUCUGGAUCAUUGCCGCCUACAGUGUUGUUGUAUAUUGCAGAAAUAGUUCAGCCAUACUGGUGAAAGAAUAACCGAUUUGUCAGGUUUGCUUCUUUGGGACAAAGAGAAUGCUCAUGUUUGUCAUCUGACAUAUAGAUGUUUCUUCGAGGGAAGUUGAACAAAGCCAUAUGCCCUACGGAAGAAAUCCUAAUAUGGAGUUAACAGCAGCUUAUGAUGUUGAACAUCUGAGUUCUACCCAAAGGAUUCAGCAUGAGUUGUGGCCAUUAGGAGAGAUUGUUCCAGAGAAGGCUAAGUUUCCAUGUUGUUUAGUUUGGACUCCACUCCCAGUUGUCUCGUGGUUGGCACCUUUCAUUGGGCAUGUUGGCAUUUGCAGGGAGGAUGGAACCGUCUUAGAUUUUUCAGGAUCCAAUUUUAUAGGUGUUGAUGAUUUUGCAUUUGGUGCUGUAGCAAGAUAUCUUCAACUUGAUAGAGAACAGUGUUGCUUUCCGCCAAAUCUAGCUGGGCACAAGUGCAAGAAUGGCUUCCGUCAUGCAGAGUUUGGAGCAUCAAUCACAUGGGAUGAUGCCCUACGGUCUAGCAUCCGGUACUUCGAGCACAAAUCCUACAACCUCUUCACCUGCAACUGCUAUUCAUUUGUUGCCAACUGUCUGAAUCGGCUCUGUUACGGUGGAUCAAUGAGUUGGAAUAUGAUAAAUGUGGCAGCUCUUAUACUAUGCAAGGGGCGUUGGGUAGAUAGCAUGUCAAUCUUAAGAUCUUUUCUCCCGUUCAUACUGGUGUUAUGCCUCGGCAUUGGCAUGGCUGGGUGGCAAUUCUUGGUCGGGCUGCUAUCCUUCUCAGUCCUCCUCCUUGGAUGGUUUCUGAUGGGUACUUACUGUGUUAAAAAUGUGUUGGAAUGCUAGGUCAUUUGCCAUUGAUGUCAAAGAGUUUUUAAUGGAGGAAACUCGAUAAUACAGUAUGGGUGUCUCUUCUAUAAGCUGUGUUUAUGAAAACAGUUUGCAAUUGAGAUGCUGUAGGUUUUCUGGAAAGACCUCUUGACAUGAUGAAGUAAUGGAAGAAAGUGUUCCUCUA
Juglans regia (Persian walnut) is the source of this 1299-nucleotide messenger RNA. RefSeq names its product protein REVERSION-TO-ETHYLENE SENSITIVITY1. Bases 399 to 1130 code for a protein of 243 amino acids. NCBI's taxonomy places the organism in Eukaryota, Viridiplantae, Streptophyta, Magnoliopsida, Fagales, Juglandaceae. The record is from RefSeq and is a predicted model, not a curated record. Gene Ontology annotation, biological process: regulation of ethylene-activated signaling pathway; response to ethylene. The transcript has 4 exons. Gene Ontology annotation, cellular component: Golgi apparatus; endoplasmic reticulum.